Molecule: messenger RNA, 3294 nt
Organism: Drosophila mauritiana
Lineage: Eukaryota; Metazoa; Arthropoda; Insecta; Diptera; Drosophilidae
Product: CDK5 and ABL1 enzyme substrate 1
Exons: 9
Coding region: 862-3048 (728 amino acids)
Biological process (GO): regulation of cell cycle
Source: RefSeq, a predicted model, not a curated record
ACGCAGUUUGUGAAUUUUUCGUAAGCCCAUCUGCAGAUGUUUUCGUCGCUGCUGCCAAUAUUUUGACGUUCAUACCGUUUGCGUAUUUCGCAGAGACCAGUUAACGCGCUCGUAAAAUCGCAAAAAACACACUUAACGCGUUCGUUUGUUCUGUUUUUGUAAACACAUUGCAAUUGGCCUGCAUUUUGCAUAAUUUACGCAACGAAGGCAACUGCGUGAGUGCACCAACCAACACACACACACACACAGCCGUGCAAAAGAGAGCCAAAGAGAGUGAGGAGCGCAGGCGAGUUGGCAGCCAAAGGCAAAAAAUCAAAGUCUGUCGAAAAUCCACCAUAAAAAUAGAUCAAAAUGACGCGCUUGAAACAUUUCUCAGCAUAGAACGACUAUUAAUCGAAUUAAGUUUUAAAUAAUACCCAACGACCGUGGAAAAACCAAACACAGUGCCAAAGCAACGCAACGACGCAUAAACGCUAGUUAAUAAUAAAAGUGCAUAAAAUAUUCGUAUUCCAAACAUCUUCCGUCAUCAAAAGUGCUAAAAAUUCGUCACCAUGUCGCGUUCAAGUAGUUUGUUUUUUAAUUCGGCUGCCAAGUUAGAGACUAAAAAACUUAAUUGAUUCGAUCAAGAAAAGUGAGAACCACCAGCAGUGAAAAUACAACAACAGCAGCAUAAUCACUUUCAAAACCAGUUUUUUUCGCGAAGAGUGUUCCAGAAAAGUGCAACAUCACAUUCCCACACAGUAUAUGCACACACAUACAUACAUAUAGGUACAUAUAUCAGAGCAUCCAGAGCAUCCAGGGAAACGACCCACAGCACCCACUUCGGUUAAUCUCGCUUGGUAAUUAAGGGUUCAUCGCCUAAUGGCAAGUUCGCUCAACAAGACGAGACACAGGCGCAGACUGGCUGCGAUCUCGUUCCUAUCGAAUAUCUCGUUAGAUGGCACCCAUCGGGACACCAAAUUCGGCGCAACAUUCGGCAGCAGCCUGCUCUGCAACCAGAAUAAGAACCCAUCCUCGCUGGGACUCGGCUCGGGGGGCUUUCAUCCGCACUAUCAGCAGCACCACCAUCAGCGCAGCCACUCGGCGACGCAUCACAACCACCAGAAGCGGCAUCAUACGCAGCAGCAGCAACAGCAACACACCCAACAGCAGCAGCAGCAGCAACAUCAGCAGCAGCAUCAACAGCAGCAGCAGCAUAAUCAGCAACACCAGAAUGGCGCCCUCUGUUCGCCGCUCCUCUGCAGCGCCGAUGUCCACAUGGGCAUCGAUGGCGGCAUCGGGCUGGGAUUGGGACUGGAGGACUGCGCCACCGGUGCCAGCGAUGGGGACGGGCAUUUUAGUGAAACUGAAAAUAUGGGUCAAUACCUGAUGAACGUCCUGCCGGCCGCCGAUCACAAUCGCAGCAGCAUUGUGCCGGCCGAGAGACGCAACAUAAAGCGCCCGACCUCGUCGGGUCGUCACAACCACCAGGCACCGGGCAAUGGCAAUAUGGGCAAUAAGCUCCAACAGCAGCAGCAGCAGCAGCUCAAGUUGCAGCAGCAGCAACAGCGGCAGGCACGGAGUUGCGCCGCCGGCAGCGGAGGAUCGGGUGCCGAGAGCGGCAGCGAUUCGGACAGCGUCAAGAUACCGCUCAAGGUGUCCAAUCUGGGCAGCGGCGGUGGCGUGGCCGGCGGAGCGGGCAGCAAGCUAUUGCCGCUGAGGGAACGCACCUUCAGCAAUGGGGCAAGCGAUCAGAACUUGCAGCCGGAGCGGAGGGCACGUUUGAACACGGCGCCGGGUAUGCGGGUGGGCUCCAAUUCGAGCAUUGCCAUGGGCGGCGGUCUGAAGCGCACCUAUGUCUUGAGCGGAUCGAGCGUCAGCCACAUCACCGACGACAGCAGCACGGAGAGCCUGACUCCGGCGGGAAACUAUGCGGGCAGUUUCCGGAACAGCCUCAGCAAGUCGGUCCAGAUCAGCGAUAGCCGGCGUGGAACCUCCGGCCAGCCAUUGGGACUUGGACAGGCGCGGGAUGAGCGAAUGGUGCUGGUGUCGCGCAAGAUUCCGUUCUUCAUAUUCUCCUCACUUCCCUACUACAAGGGCAAGAAUGGAAGAGCUGAGUUUCGCAAGGAGGAUCGUCGUCGUCGGAAUCCAUCCACUUCGCGUCCUUUGAGCUCGAUCAAUGAUGCACCAUUUGAUCCCUUUGAUUUGCUGGGAAUACAGAAGGCCGAAAGUGGUCAGGACAUAUCAUAUGGUCAUCUGCUGAUACCUUCACGCCAGUACGAAAAGGAGCGCAAGAAGCAUGGCAAUGCAUCGGCGAAUCCUUCCAUCUUUGAGAACCAAAUGGAGAUCACGAGCACAGCGGCGCUCAAGAAUCAUGGCAUUGCGAGCACAAAAACCAUAACCAAACGUCAAGGCAAAUGGUGCUUCACUUAUGAGAACAACAACCGCAAUAGUGCAACCAGUCCGACGCCGGACAUGAAGCUGGAUAUGGACAUAGAGAGUGUUAUCCUGGGCGGAGACUCAUCGCGUGGACAAGUGUACUCCGCUAGCAUUUUGGACGAUCCGGAGUUGAUUGCCGGAAAGCAUCGCACGUUGCUGACCUUCACCUCGUACAUGACCUCGGUCAUUGACUAUGUGCGCCCAUCCGAUCUUAAGAAGGAGCUGAACGAUAAGUUUCGCGAGAAGUUCCCCACUAUCCAGCUCACGCUGAGCAAGCUGAGGAGCAUUAAGCGCGAAAUGCGCCGGAUCAACAAGCUGGACUCGCGCAUCGAUCUGGUGACCAUAUCGCAGGCGUACGUGUACUUCGAGAAGCUCAUCCUGGCCAAUUUGAUUAACAAGAGCAACCGCAAGCUGUGCGCCGGCGCCUGUCUGCUGCUCAGCGCCAAGAUGAACGACGUGAAGGGGGACGCACUCAAGAGCCUCAUCGAGAAGACGGAGAGCGUGUUCCGGCUGAAUCGCAAGGAGCUGAUCUCGUCGGAGUUCGCUGUGCUGGUGGCGCUGGAGUUUAGCCUGCAUGUGAGCCGGCACGAGGUCCUGCCCCACUAUCAGCGGCUGCUCUACGAGUCCUAGGACUGGCCCAAGCGCUGCGCCGAGAAGAGUUUCCUGGCGGCAGCGCAGGCGGUACAGCAAUUGUGUCGCAAGGGCAGUCGCAAGUAGGCGUCCGUACUUAUAGCAUACUUUCGGGUGUUGGGUUUUCAACGAUCGUAUUGAUAAUAUUGCCUAGGCUUAGGGCGUAGCUAAAUAAGUUUUGCUAAAACAGUCACAAAACUACAAAAAACAAAAACAAAACAAUUUAAAAAACAUAGAAAAAAAAAA